This is a messenger RNA of Equus quagga, 1507 nucleotides long. Its product is annotated as snurportin-1. Gene Ontology annotation, molecular function: protein binding; nuclear import signal receptor activity. The record is from RefSeq and is a predicted model, not a curated record. Gene Ontology annotation, cellular component: cytoplasm; nucleus. The transcript is spliced from 9 exons. NCBI's taxonomy places the organism in Eukaryota, Metazoa, Chordata, Mammalia, Perissodactyla, Equidae. Bases 157 to 1242 code for a protein of 361 amino acids. Gene Ontology annotation, biological process: protein import into nucleus; snRNA import into nucleus.
CCGCGGAAGGACUCGCGGCGUUCGCAGCCGCGGGCGGACCCGGAACUCGGCGGCCCAGGGGGCGGGCCCAGCUCUUCCAGGCAGCUGAUUGGUCAUUCCCCGGCGGCGGUGGCGGCGGCGGCGGCGCGCGCGGAAGUGUCACCUCCGCCCGGGAAGAUGGAAGAGCUGAGUCAAGCCCUGGCUAGUAGCUUUUCUGUGUCUCAAGAUCUGAACAGCACAGCUGCCCCACACCCCCGUCUGUCCCAGUACAAGUCCAAGUACAGUUCCUUGGAGCAGAGCGAGCGCCGCCGCCGAUUGCUGGAACUGCAGAAAUCCAAGCGGCUGGAUUAUGUGAAUCAUGCCAGAAGACUGGCUGAAGAUGACUGGACAGGGGUGGAGAGUGAGGAAGAAGAUAAGAAAGAUGACGAAGAAAUGGACAUUGACACUGGCAAGAAGUUACCAAAACGCUAUGCUAAUCAAUUAAUGCUCUCUGAGUGGUUAAUUGAUGUCCCUUCAGAUUUGGGGCAGGAAUGGAUUGUGGUCGUGUGCCCCGUUGGAAAAAGAGCCCUUAUCGUGGCCUCCAGGGGUUCUACCAGCGCCUACACCAAGAGUGGUUACUGUGUCAACAGGUUUUCUUCCCUUCUGCCAGGAGGCAACAGGCGAAACUCAACAACAGCAAAAGACUACACCAUUCUGGAUUGCAUUUACAGUGAGGUGAAUCAGACAUACUAUGUUCUAGAUGUGAUGUGCUGGCGGGGACACCCUUUUUAUGACUGCCAGACCGAUUUCCGAUUCUACUGGAUGCAUUCAAAGUUACCAGAAGAAGAAGGACUGGGAGAGAAGACCAAGCUCAACCCUUUUAAAUUUGUGGGGCUAAAGAAUUUCCCUUGUACCCCUGAGAGCCUGUGUAAGGUGCUGUCUAUGGAUUUCCCUUUUGAGGUAGAUGGACUUCUGUUCUACCACAAGCAGACCCACUAUAGCCCUGGAAGCACUCCUCUGGUGGGCUGGCUGCGCCCCUACAUGGUGUCAGAUGUUCUUGGAGUAGCUGUGCCAUCUGGCCCACUGACCACCAAGCCAGAAUAUGCUGGACACCAGCUCCAGCAGAUUAUUGAGCACAAGAGGAGCCAGAAGGAGGGCGUGAAGGAGAAACUCACACACAAGGUCUCUGAGAAUGGACACUAUGAAUUGGAGCACCUGUCUACCCCCAAGCUGAAGAGCCCUCACCAUACCCCAGACCACCCUAGUAGCCUCAUGGAGAACUAAAGAAGGCAGCCUCCUUUGGGAGUCACGGGAUGGCGCUUGGUCCCAGAAGGAAGGUUGGGAAGGAGGACAGUGACAAGAGGGGACUUCAUUUUAGAGUGGACUUUCCAGAGCCACUCCAGCUGGAAACAACUUGUCUCCUACCUGAAAUGCUGGCUCAAACAGUUGGGGGAGAUUCCCAGGUUGGGUGGUCUUUGGAUUUGAGCAGCAGCUUCUAUGAAAAGUGUAUCCCAGAUCCACAAUGUAAAUAUAUGUAAUUCUUAAGAUA